Molecule: messenger RNA, 2811 nt
Organism: Spodoptera littoralis (African cotton leafworm)
Lineage: Eukaryota; Metazoa; Arthropoda; Insecta; Lepidoptera; Noctuidae
Source: the annotation of a GenBank genome assembly
AUGGCAACGAUGACGGACCAGUACGGUACGACAGGGACCCUCACCCUGAAGUGGGACCCCCGUAACCUUGAGAUACGGACCAUGUCUGUGGAACGGACUCUUGAACCGCUCGUCUUGCAGGUCACUACGCUAGUGAAUAGCAAGGAUCGGGAUGCCAAGAAGAAGAGGCCUGGUAAAUCCAAGCGGGCCAGCGCUUUAGUGGCGACCGUGGAACGAGCGACGGAAAUCUUCAUUGAGCGCGGACAGAACAUCGCGUACGAGAAUCCGGAGAUCACACAGCAGAUGUUGACCGCUGUCGAGGAGGUCCGGAAGGCUGGAGCAGCGAUGAGCCUCGCCGCCCGAGAGUUUUCAGAAGAGCCGUGUGCGUCCCAAGUACGCGGCGGAAUGGUACGAGCCGCUCGAGCGUUGCUAUGCGCAGUCACCCGACUGCUAAUAUUAGCUGAUAUGGUGGACGUACAUUUACUACUGAACAAGCUUAAUACUGUGGAAAACGACUUGGACAAGCUGAAAUCGGCGUCAUCUCAAUCUGAGCUCUUGGAAUCAGCUCGCCAGUUCGGUCGAUCAGCGUCUGAGCUCGCCGCGCAGGCUGCUAAGCGUCAACGCGAGCUGAAGGAGCCGCGGAUGAAGGACGAGCUCGCCGCCGCGAGGGCGGUGCUGAAGAAACAUUCUACUAUGUUGCUUACCGCUUCUAAGGUGUACGUGCGGCACCCGGAGCUGGCGGCGGCGAAGGCCAACCGCGACUACGUGCUGCGCGCCGUCUGCAGCGCCGUCGACAGCAUCUCCGCCGUCGCCAAGGGACAACCCAUCCCUGUCGUCGGUGGUAACCGGCCCGUGGAAGGUCCAGGUGAACUGGCUCAAGCGCUCGAUGAUUUCGAUGAGCGUAUGGUGAUGGAGCCGCUAGCGUACUCGGAGCUCCGCACUCGUCCGUCCCUGGAGGAACGACUCGAGUCCAUCAUAUCCGGGGCUGCACUCAUGGCCGACAGCUCGUGUACUAGGGACGAGCGUCGCGAGCGCAUCGUAGCGGAGUGUAACGCGGUGCGACAGGCCUUGCAGGAUCUACUGCACGAGUAUAUGGCUAAUACGGGCAAGCCGGAGCAGUCGGCGGGGCUGGAGCGCGCGAUAGAGAACAUGUGUCGGAAGACCAGGGACCUGCGGAGGCAACUGCGGAAGGCCGUCGUCGACCACGUGUCCGACAGUUUCCUGGAGACCAACGUGCCGCUGUUGGUACUGAUGGAGGCAGCCCGCAAUGGCAACGAGAAGGAGGUCGAGGAGUACGCCGUCGUCUUCACUGAACAUGCCAACAAACUCGUCGAGGUAGCCAACUUAGUGUGCUCGAUGUCUAACAACGAGGAUGGCGUGAAGAUGGUCCGUCACGCUGCGGAGCAUAUCGAGGCGUUGUGUCCACAAGUGAUCAACUCGAUGGUGGUGCUGGCGGCGCGGUCGCGGUCGCGCGUGGCGCAGGAGAACGCGGCCGCGUUCGCGCGCGCCUGGGACCGCGCCGUCGCCACGCUCACGCUCGCCGUCGACGACAUCACCACCAUCGACGACUUCCUCGCCGUCAGCGAGAACCACAUCCUGGAGGACGUGAACAAGUGCGUGGUGGCCCUGCAGGAGGGAGACCCCGACUCGCUCGAGAGGACGGCCGGCGCCAUACGGGGCAGAGCCGCCAGAGUAUGCUCAGUGGUGACGCAGGAGAUGGACAACUACGAACCUUGUAUCUACACCAAGCGAGUGUUGGAGGCAGUCACUGUGCUCAGGGACCAAGUGAUGUCGAAAUUCGGCGUGCGCGUCGACGCAGCAGUCUCCGCGCUUGGCGGCGGCACCGGCGCGGCUUUGGACGAAAACGACUUCAUAGACGCCAGCCGUUUGGUCUAUGAUGCUGUCAGGGAGAUUAGGAGGGCUGUGCUAAUGAACAGGGAUGAGGAGGAGCUGGACCCUGAAGAUGUGGAAUUAGAUGAGCAUUACACCUUGGAGACACGUAGCAAAUCCAGCGCACACACUGGUGAACAUGGCGUUGACGAAUAUCCUGAUAUCAGUGGAAUUACAAAUGCUAGGGAAGCUAUGCGGAAAAUGACGGAAGAAGACAAACGCAAGAUCCUCCAGCAGGUGGAGCUGUUCCGUCGCGAGAAGAUGACGUUUGACAAUGAAGUGGCGAAGUGGGACGACGCCGGGAACGAUAUCAUCAUGCUCGCUAAACAUAUGUGCAUGAUUAUGCUCGAGAUGACAGACUUCACCAGAGGGCGCGGUCCUCUCAAGACCACAAUGGAUGUCAUCAACGCGGCCAAGAAGAUCUCCGAAGCUGGUACCAAGCUGGACAAACUUACGAGGGAGAUCGCUGAGCAGUGCCCAGAAUCUUCGACUAAGCAAGACCUGCUGGCGUACCUGCAGCGCAUCGCCCUCUACUGCCACCAGAUACAGAUCACAAGCAAAGUGAAGGCCGAUGUACAAAAUAUAUCCGGAGAACUUAUCGUUAGCGGGAAUAACUCCGAGGUGCAAGCCCAGAACAACAGUGGUAUUAUAGUGUCAGGGUUGGAUAGCGCCACUUCUCUCAUCCAAGCGGCUAAGAACUUGAUGAACGCCGUCGUACUGACUGUGAAGGCGUCGUACGUGGCCUCCACUAAAUAUACAAGGCAGGGAACGAUUGCUUCACCAAUCGUAGUGUGGCGUAUGAAGGCUCCGGAGAAGAAGCCCUUGAUCCGGCCGGAGAAGCCAGAAGAGGUCCGCGCCAAAGUCCGCCGUGGGAGCCAGAAGAAACAGCCAAGCCCUAUACACGCGCUCGCCGAGUUCCAAAGCCCGGCUGAAAGUGUUUAG